Messenger RNA from Armigeres subalbatus, 7552 nucleotides. RefSeq names its product polycomb protein Asx (gene Asx). Gene Ontology annotation, cellular component: PR-DUB complex. Bases 649 to 6693 code for a protein of 2014 amino acids. Gene Ontology annotation, molecular function: chromatin binding; DNA binding. The record is from RefSeq and is a predicted model, not a curated record. NCBI's taxonomy places the organism in Eukaryota, Metazoa, Arthropoda, Insecta, Diptera, Culicidae. The transcript has 10 exons. Gene Ontology annotation, biological process: positive regulation of transcription by RNA polymerase II; animal organ morphogenesis.
CAAAGUAACUCGCAAUAAAAACCAGCCAUCAGCAAAAGUGCAGUGCGAAAUUUCGAGAGCUCGUUUUUUCCGGACGCGAAAUCGCUGCCCAAAGCGGCAAAACCAUCAAAAAGUGUCGCGAAAUAGUGCGUGAAGUGCGACGGAUAGGUUUGCGCGAAUUUUCCCCCCGUUUCCACCGCGAUUUGAGUAAGAAAAUUGGGAAAAAUCGACGACGGUCAGGAGAAAACGCAAUUAUAAUUACGGUUCACAGCCGCCCUUUGUAAGGGUUUUCAAGUGCGAGUUUUUGUCGGUGAACGAAUGAAGAUUGAAUAACAAUCUCUCUGGGAAAAUCAAGGAAUCAUUGAUCCCAGUGGCCAGUUUGUAGUGAAAUUAUUGCUUGUAAAGGGGUUUGUUUUGAAUUAUUCCACGAUUUGGAAUAUGUGUUUGUGGUUCCAGGAAGGAUGUUAGUGCCUGGUUGCUGAAUAAAUAAGAAUUCGGAUCAUUUUGGGCGGAAGAAACAUCCCAAGUGGGCCACCUUUUGAACAAAGGUGAAAAUACCAGAUCCUAUCGACAUCCAAAGGAAAUAGCUCCGCAGACAUGAUUCUCCCGAUUUGACAUCAAGCUGUGCACCUCGAAGGGCUGCUAAUGUAUUGAAAGGUCCACUCGACGAUGGAGUGCGACGUGUCGCCCCCGGACAGCAGCAGCGGCGGAGGCGGUACCAGCAUUCUCAGCAGUAACCAACGGCGACAGCCGAAGCAGCAUCAUCAUACUAGCGGCAGCAGCAGCAACAGUAGCAGUAGUAGUAAAUUAAGCAUUAGUGGGAACAGCAGUGGUAGGAAUCUCUUAAACGUCAGUACCGGUAGUAGUUUCCGUUCGGAUUCUACUCGCAUCGGUAUGGCAGCUUCAUCUUCAUCGUCGUCCUCGUCGCAUCUACACCAUCAUCAGCUGCACAGUCACCACAAUCAUCACAUUCAUCAUGAGGAAAUUACGGUAACCUACCCGGAGGUGGUCUCCUGUUCGCCGGAGGAGCCUAGCUUCAACCUGUCGGAUGAUUACGACUGCAAUCCACUGAAAGACGUCGAUCCACUGAAUGUGUCCGGAAGUUCGAUGGACUUGCUGGCAUCGCCGGUCAAAAGCCAGCAGAAGACUCCCAAACACAAUCACCACCUGCGACGGAAUGUUCCUAGGAUAGUGGUGAAGCAGUUGCCGAAACCGCAGUCGACGCCACCGCCCCGGGAAGAGAAGCGACCAACCGGGCCCGCAUCGACAAUGCGGGAAGUUUUGGCAUCGAUACCGGGCUUCAGCGUUAAACCUCGGCGGAGGUCCAACAAGAAAAUGUCCACCGCUGCACAGAUCGAACAAACCAAGGAGGGUUGCAUCGAUCUGGAAACGCCGGACUCGAUCUUGGUAAAUACAAAUCUGAGGUCCCUGUUGAACAAACAGACCUUCCAGAUGCUGCCCCCUCUGUUUCAGUACAAAUUGGUCCAACUGUUGCCCUCGGUGGAUCGACCCUCGGUGCCGGAUGCAUCCGAUUGCGAACGAAACGGAAUACGGUUGAAUCCGUCCAGCUUGAAUAAUGAGUUCUUCGCACGAGCCUGCUUGGAAUGGCGUGAUCGGUUAUCGGAAGGAGAGUUCACUCCUGAAAACCAAAUGAAGCUAAAAACCGAAGCGGAGAAGGAAAAAAGUAAACUGGACCCGUGGAAGCUGAAACAUUUCGAACCAAUGUGGGGUGAUAAAAGUUCGACAUCGAAUGUUGGAGCUGCUGGCACGCAGCCAAAUCCUUCACCCCCUCCAACGCCGAACAAGGACAUGGCAGCAAGGACUCCAGAACCUCCAAAAACUAGCACCCCCACUUCGUCGAGACCUGCCUUGAAAACCACCAUUAAGCUAAGACCGACAACGGCGAUAGCUACGAGUACAAUAGUGGCUCCAGAAGCACUUGCCGCUACCAGUUUAGCUCCAGGUACCAGUAGUACUAGCAUCAAUAGUACAUCCCCUAUAAGCAGUGGCAGUAGUACAGCUUCGGCAACUAAUACCACCCCCAACUCCCGCGUCAGUACCACCCAAAGUUCCCUUUCACCGACAGCAUCCACAUCGUCCCCGAAACGAGUACGAACUAUUGGGGCUGUAACCAGAGCCAGUACCAGCCAAAAGCAGCUUGUUCAGUCGGAUACUCCCAUUUCUCCAGUUCGCAUCACUCGCCAGAUCACUCGAGUGGAAUCGCCUAAGCCUUCCACAUCUUCAUCUCUCGUUGUCAACACCACCGCUACACUAUCAAGUUCCGUUGAUACUCCUAAAUCGGUUCCGGUAUUAGCAGCAGAUGUCGUAGAUGCUUGUAGUCCUUCAAGUAGUAGUUCCAGUAGUUUCGUCAGUGGAAGCCUCAAGCGAACGCACAAUCGAUCCCUCACACCAGAGCUAAGCAAUAGUAAGAUAUCUAAAUCGGCUCCGGAGUCGCAACCAUCUUCCCUGGAAGGAGAUUUGUCAACGAAUCCAUGUGAUAUUAGCAAACCGGAUCUCACGGUGCCUCCUACAAUAGAUUUGGUGCCGUCAUCGCCUCUGGACGACGUUCAAAUCGUUGAAGAACCACAACCGGUUCCGGAUGUGAUAGAGGAUGUGGAAAUUGCGCAGGAAACGGUUGUCGAGGAAAUUCCCGAUGAUGAUCCGGAAAUAACGGAAGUCAUUAUGGAACGACCCCCGACUCCAGAACUCAGUGGGGGAGCGCCGCCGGCAAUCGAUGCGAAUCUCACCGAGCGCGUUAAGCAAACCAUCUACGAUCAGCAUUCCGGGGAGGUAUUCAGUAUUGUAUGUGUUCCUUCGCCACGAUCUGUUCCGCGGAUGGCGAGUCCUGUGACGAGCAGUGGCAAUAGCAAUUCGGUGGCAAUGGAUCAGGAGCAACCAGAGCCCAGUAGUCACCUGCAGCAGCGGCAUCUACAACAGGAGCAGUUCUGUCACGAUAGUAACAGUAGCAGUACUUCUACGACAGCUUUGAUGUCAUCAAGUGAUCAGGUUCCGCCGAACGCGUUGAGCAGUUUUGAAAACGUCCUGCAGAACAACGAAGAACUGGUUAUUAUGCAGAGGGAGCCCCAGGAAGAUGAGGAAGAAGAAGAGGAAGAGGAAUCCAGUCCAACCAACGGAGUGAUGAAUAGUGAUAGCAAUGGUAGUUCGGAGGCUAGCAGUAGCCAGCGGACGGUGAGUGCGGAAGUGAACAUGAAUCUGACGGCGUACCAUCAUGAUCACGAGCUGCUUCAUCAGAGUGCGAGCAGCAGCGGGAUGAUAAUGGUGGGUGGUGGGAGUGGCGGGUGCGGUGCCGAUAGGGAUGAAGAAGAGGACGACGAUGCCGAGAACUGUGAUAACAAUAAUGAUUCCACCAACGACGAGGGGGAUGAGGAAGAGGACUGCGAUGAUCAGGGGGCGCUGAUGCGGAGGAUGCAGGGUGACCUACAUGGGUUGCAUUUGAUCGAUUCGGUUCAGCAGCAGCACCAGCAACACGAGCAACAGCUGCAGCUACAAGCGCAUCAGGAUAUGAUGGACACGAUCGAUUCCGCCGACGACGAGGACCAGAUGGACGAGAAGUUCAUCGAUGCGGAGAACUUUGUGCUGGAGAGUGGCGAGAUCAGUGCGGAAAUUGACACUUUGGGCAUGCUUACGGAUGCCGCCGAAGAUGACGCAGGCGUUGACCUUGGUAUAGCCGGGGUUGCGGAAGCUGGGCCGAGUACCCACGAGGACAAUCUAAUAAUCCUGCAUGAAAUGGAUAUCAAAGGUCAGGACGAGGACGAAGACGAUGACGACGAGGAAGAAGGGGAGGAGGAGGACGAAGAAGAAGACGAGGAAGAGGAAGAUGAUGAGGAGGAAAAUGGCGGUAAUGAUCGGGAGGUACCGGAAGUUGUCGCCGCUUCGGUGGACGUUCCAACUUCGUCGGUUGAGCAAGAGGCCAUCUGCGCCACCAGCAGCGAUUUGGAUGGCUUCGAUGGGAUCAAUGCCAUCAAGAUGGAGACUGAUAACAUUUUCGAAAGUGGCGAUUGGCCAUUCAAAGUAAAACUGGAGCCGAAGAUGAUGAUCAUGGACCAGCUGGACUCGAGCAGUAUUAUUCUGACCUCGUCGACGGCGAGCACGGUCGCAGUUGCCACCCCCAUAACCGUCGUUAGCGGCCAUCACCAGCCUCAUCAGCAAAUAGUGGCAGUUAAUAGUAGUACUAGCGGUAAUAGUAGUAAUAGUAGUAGUAGCAAUGUACAGCAGCAGCAUCAGUUGCAAUUGCAACAUCAGCAGCAACAGAUCCAUUCCAUUCAAGCUGCCCAGCAGCAACAGUUCUUAAACCAACAGGUGCUCAUCCAACAAGCUCAACAGCAGCAGCAACAGCAACACCAACAGCAAUUGAAUGUGCUGCAGCUGCAGCAGGCUCAACAAUUCCAACAGCAGCAACAGCAAUCGCAACAGGUGCUAGUUCCACAGGUGACCGUGACGGCCGUGCCGAGCAGUUUCCUAUCAUCAGAGGUGAAGGAUGUAAGAGCGGUAUUGAAAACCGAAGCUCCGACUAUUUCUGGCGUAACGUUCCAAGGUCGCCCCGCUACCGGCCAAUUGAUCACCAGGAUCAAAAUCGAAGGUGAUGAUGGCCAAAAAGUACACGUCGUGUCCUCUUCGGCAAGUGACAAUCUGACGCGAGUAAUCGAGAGUGUGGCGGGGAACUACAGCUUUCCGGUGACCACUCAGGCUCAACUGUUGCCGCACCAUCACCAACAGCAGCAACAACUGAUUCAACAGGUUCAAAACCAGAUCAUUAAGCUCGAACCAGACGGAAGUCAACAGCAUCAACAGCCGAAGUACAUCAUCACUUCAAAGCAAAUAGUCAACAAGAUUCCCAUCUCGGUGACCAGCGCCCCUGCAGGACAAAUCCUACAGCAGACGCAGCAAACGAACAUUGCAACAAGCAUCCAGAAGCCAAUUCAACUGCAGAAAAUCAUUAUGUCCACCUCCAACAUUCAGUCGCAACAGCAGCGAGCUCGGCUUCCUCUGCAGCGAGCGCAACUCAUCCAACAGCAAAUCCAACAGCCGCCUACUCAAUCCCAGCAACGGUUCCAGCAGAAGUUUGUUACAAACCAGCUAAUCCGGGGUCAAAAUGCUGCCAUCAUCAACAGUGUGCAGAUACAGCAACAGCAGCAGGCGCAAGCCCAGGCUCAGGCUCAGGCCCAAGCCCACGCUCAGGCUUUGGCCAAUCAACAAGCCCAGCAGGCUGCCGCUACGGUCGGCGCAAAUGUCGUUAUCGGACCAACUCCCCGAAAACGGCUCGAAGUGGGCACCGCCGUCGUCCCGGGUAGACGAGGUGGGCGCACCGGAAGCAGUCGACUGCCGCCCGGUGCGGUGAAUCUCGAACGAAGCUAUCAAAUUUGCCAGGCCGUCAUCCAGAACAGUCCCAAUAGGCAUCAGUUGCGGGCUCAACUGAAACCGCCGCAGGCGUUCCUCACGAGUUCAAAUUCGAACUCCAGCAAUAGUAGCAAUAGCAACAGCAGUAGCAGCAGCACCGGUAGCCUCAAGGAUGAACCAACUAGCUUCGGAGGCACCGUUCUAGGAAAUAAGUUCAUACAGGUUGGUCCACGAUUGGUACAUCCAAAGCGGAUAGCUACGGCAGCGGUCGGUCGGCAGCCAUCGUCCAUUGUUGUGCGGCAUGUUUACACCACGGCAGGACAAUCGAAUCCCGGCACGAUUAGUAUUAUAUCAACAACACAGCAACAGCAGCAGCAGCAAAGCCAACCCUCACAACAACCCCAGCCACGAAUUAUCACCGCUGCGGAAGCCGCCGAACUGCAGCAUGCUCAGAUUAUCAGCGUGCCCGGUCCCGGAGGAACGGGAACCAACAUCGGCAACGUUGCCGGGUCAGGUGGCGGAGGCUUUGGCGGAAAAUACGUACUUGUGCAGCGAGCUCACAUCGGUGAUAUUGUAACGCCGCGGGCGGCCAGUGCACCACCGACACAGAAUCAGCAGCAGGUUAAUUCAGUAACCGGUGUUCCAAUAACGCUAGCGGGUCGUGGACGGCCAGCUUCGGUAGAUAUUGAUACACCUGUCUUCCCUCCUGAUUCUCAACAGCAACAACAACAGCAGCAACAGCUACAGCAAGUGCAAAUCAUACAGCCUCCGACGCCGCAACAUCUCCCGCAGCAACAAAUUGUUGGACCCAAUCCUGGCAUCCAAGCGGUGACCCGGAGGGGUCCGUCCGCGCAUGUAAUCUCAUACGGUGACAUCGGCAUCGACACGUUGGGCGCCAACAGCCAACAACACAUUACCCAAACGGCAGCUUCCGUCACACUGGAUGGCAACGGCAACAGCAGCAACUCCGUCGUGUUAACGUCCGGCAGUGUCGGAUCAAUGUCUGCUGCCACCGGGCACAUCAGUUCCACUUCAGCCACUUCACCCCAUCUUGCGGCUAGUAGCAACAAUAAUAAUAACAUUAACAACAACAAUAACAGUACUAUCGGUAUUAUUCACAAUAGCACUAGUAGCAACAACAGCAACAGUAGUAACAGCAGCAGCAACAGCAGUAGUAAUAGCAAUGGUAAUAGUAACAACCACCAUCACCAUCAGCAGUCGGGGACGGCGGGGCCAGCGGCUUCGUCCUGUUCCUGCUCGCUGAAUGCGAUGGUCAUCUGUCAGCAGUGUGGCGCCUUCUGUCACGACGACUGCAUCGGUGCUUCGAAACUGUGCGUGUCCUGUGUCAUACGAUAGAAGAAACUAAUGAAAAAUAUAGAGAUCUGUGAGAACCGUUUUCAUUGGAGUGUCCCCAACGGUUGUUUCAAACAUGUUAUUGAAACUAUCUACUGGGUCGCUCUAGUUGAAAACAGGUAUUAAUGGUAUAAAGUUUUUAAACACUAUAUUAGAAAGCCUGCCACCGAAUACCGAUAACUACAAACUUAAUCACACGAAUGCAACACAGAAGACACGAUUGAACACAUAAACACUCACACGUGGAGAAUACAACAAACUUUUGAAUGCAAAGAAAAAAAUCUAAGCCUGUGCAAAGACUCAUACUUAGCCGUUAAGUAAGUGAUUGACGAUUUUUCUUCGACCUUCAAUCUAUAUUUUGUUUUUAAUUUAUGAGGAUUUAUUGUUCGAAGAAUGGUAAUACUGUAGGUGUAAAUCCGACUUUGUGUAUAACUAAGGAAUAGAUGCGUUGUGUGUCGGAGUGCGUUUUGUUUGAAUGCGUUGAGGUACAGGAUGAGUGUUCGGGGGGCGUAACGUGAGCGCGUUGCAGAGCUUUGUUUGUUUCGUCAUUUUCGAAUUUUUUCCACCCUGGUGUGAGUGAUUAUAAGGAAGAAAAAUUUAGGAAACGCUGAUAUAAUAUUACGCUAAAUCUAUUUAAGAAAAAUCAAGAUAAAUCAUGAACUGGUAAAUAAACUAAACUAGGAAAAAGAACCCUCUUGUAAUAAUUAAUUGCUAAGACUACUCUAAUAAGCUAAGCAAAGGAAAUGCAGUUUCCCACACGGCACACUCACAUAUCUUCACCGAACGUGAAGAAAGACGCGUGCGUGAGCGCUAUGGCAGAACGAAUAAAAUUAUAAUCGACAGAGAAAACAACCUACUGGAA